CAACAGCAAUAUUCAUCUUGCUUCCUCCGUCCUCCUGACCAGUCUCUGCUUAUCUUUCCCUUCCUCAGAUCCGCUCUCAAUCAAAUAAAAACAAAACUAUUUUUAUGAUUCAAGGAAAAAAAGCUUCUGAUUUAAUAAAUUAAACACGAAUUAAUAUUUUUUUCCCCUUUCAUUGGAACGGACAAUUUGGAAUAUGGAAACAACGACGGCGUUGAAGAAGGCGGGAGGCGAGGGAAGACAUGAGAAAGAAGGGUCGGAUGGCAGCACCGGAAGCAGCAGCAACGACAACAAUAACAGAAACAAUAGCGGCGGUCAUAAACAUAGGCAUAGCAGAAGCAUCAGCUAUGGCGGGGAUGAGAGGGGGAUUUUUGAAUAUUUCGGGUGGGUGUAUCAUAUAGGAGUCAACUCGAUCGGCCACGAGUAUUGCCAUCUUCGCUUCCUCUUUAUAAAGGGCAAAUACGUUGAAAUGUAUAAAAGAGAUCCUCACGAGAACCCCGGCAUUAGACCAAUCAGGAAGGGUGUGAUAGGACCUACACUGAUGGUGGAGUUAGGGCGUCGCCCAGUCAAUAAUGGGGAUCUAUAUGUUAUACAGUUCUACAAUCGAUUGGAUGAGUCCAAGAAAGGAGAAAUUGCGUGCUCCACAGUUGGAGAAGCUCGAAAAUGGAUGGAGGCAUUUGAUCAUGCCAAGCAACAGGCUGAGUAUGAACUUUCAACAGGAGGUAGUACCAGAAACAAAUUAUACAUGGAGGCUGAUAUUGAUUUAGAAGGCCAUCGACCUCGAGUAAGGCGGUAUGCGCAUGGGCUAAAAAAGCUUAUAAGAAUUGGACAAGGUCCGGAGAUGCUUUUGCGGCAAACUUCCAACUUGGGUGGUAAUGGUACAUCAGAUGGAUACUUUGAAGGGGAGUUUGGAGAUGCAAUUGAAGCACAUGAAUGGAAAUGUGUUCGUACAAUCAAUGGUGUUAGAAUCUUUGAGGAUGUGGCUGAUUCGAAGAGUGGAAAAGGUGCUCUUGUGAAGGCUGUUGCUCUGGUAGAUGCAAGUGCAGAUACUGUUUUUGAAGUAAUCUUAAAUCUGGAUCGCCAUAAAAGAUAUGAGUGGGAUAUGUUGACAGGUGACUUGGAGCUGAUAGAUUCUUAUGAUGGACACUAUGAUGUUGUCCAUGGAACAUAUGAUCCAAAAUAUCUUACCCGAUGGCAAUCCAAGAGAGAUUUUGUCUUCUCUAGGCAAUGGUUUCGAGGGCAAGACGGAGCAUACACAAUUUUGCAAUUUCCAGCUGUACAUAAGAAGCAGCCUCCAAGAUCUGGAUACCGACGUACAACAAUUAAUCCGUCUACUUGGGAGAUUAGAAGUUUAAAUGCACCCAUGGGUUCAAACACUGCAAAAUGCCUUGUGACGCAGAUGUUGGAGAUUCAUAGUGCCGGUUGGUGUCGAUGGAAGAAAAAUAGCUGCUCAAAGUUUGAAAAGACCAUCCCAUAUGCUUUAUUAUCCCAAGUUGCAGGUUUAAAGGAAUAUAUUGGAGCAAAUCCAUCACUCAAGUGGGAAUCUUCCACCAUUGUCCAAUCAAAACUUUCUGAUGUUUCAAUUUCCAGUGGUGAGUUUGAGGAUGUAGAAUUGCAGGAUGAAUUUUAUGAUGCAAUUGCUGGUGAUUCUUCAUCAUCAUCAGAGGAUGAAGACAGCGAGGGUGGUGCAGGCAAGGAAAGGAAAAUUAAGCUGAAGAAUGUAUCUUGGGCCAUCUCAAGCUUAGCUUUGAAGCGAGCUUCAGCUCCAGAUGCAAAUAAGGAAUUAGAUCCUAGUGUACCUCCUGUCCAUAUUGAUGCAAGUCAAUUCAAUGGUUCCCUCCACAAAGGAAAGGAUGAGGCUGACACAAAUUGUUGGACUUCUCCUAGUGGUAGGGGAUUUAUGAUCAGAGGAAAGACUUACUUAAAAGAUAAUGCCAAGGUAAUGGGUGCAGAUCCCCUUCUCAAGCUCAUAGCUGUUGACUGGUUCAAAGUUGAUAUAGCCACAGAUAAAAUUGCAUUGCACCCGAGGUGUCUGGUUCAGUCAGAUGCUGGAAAAAAGCUUCCAUUUAUCCUUGUGAUUAAUCUUGAGGUUCCUGCAAAACCAAACUAUAGUUUGGUCCUCUAUUAUGCUGCUGAAAGGCCUGUGAAUAAAAAUUCUUUAUUGGGAAAGUUUGUGGAUGGAACGGAUAUGUUUCGUGAUGCAAGAUUUAAACUGAUUCCAAGCAUUGUUGAGGGGUAUUGGAUGGUUAAGCGUGCGGUUGGAACAAAAGCUUGCCUACUUGGGAAAGCUGUUACCUGCAAAUAUUUCAGACAGGACAACUUUCUGGAGAUUGAUGUGGAUAUUGGGUCAUCAUCAGUAGCAAGAAGUGUUAUCGGCCUCGUCCUUGGAUAUGUCACAAGCUUAGUAGUAGAUCUUGCAAUUUUAAUAGAGGCAAAAGAAGAGGCAGAAUUGCCUGAGUACAUUCUGGGCACUGUUCGACUAAAUCGUGUGAGGCUUGAAUCUGCUAUACCACUGGAGUUUUGAGGUUUUGCUACAUUAACAAUCUUUAAUCAUCUUGUGCUCCUAGGUUACUGUCACUAUGUGUAGGGUAAGACUAUCAAAUGGGUUGUUCCAGAUUUUAUAUCUUUUCAGUAUUCAGUUUACUUGAUUUGAGGGGAUAACCGUUGGGUUCAUACUUUACCUGUUGCUGAGUUAUGUUGUGCUUGGUAGAUUCAGUGGCUAAAAAGUUGGCUGUAUUCAUCCUUGACCAAUAUCAUAUUUGGUGAAGAACAAUGGAAUAUUUUGUACAUAAACUUUACAUUACUGAAUUUGGAACACCCUCCGGUAUACAUUCCACAUUGUCACUUGAGACUUACUUGGAAGAGCCUUUGGAAUUUAUUGUAAUCCUUUUAUCUAAACACAUUUGUUACAAUAUUUUGUUUGUGAGUUA
This is a messenger RNA of Theobroma umbraticum, 2927 nucleotides long. Its product is annotated as ENHANCED DISEASE RESISTANCE protein (DUF1336). NCBI's taxonomy places the organism in Eukaryota, Viridiplantae, Streptophyta, Magnoliopsida, Malvales, Malvaceae. Gene Ontology annotation, molecular function: lipid binding. The record is from RefSeq and is a predicted model, not a curated record.